GGCUCACUUCAGAUCGGAUAACAGAUGGACAGUCUGAACGGUUCUGGAUUCAGUCAGAAGAAUCGAGUAAAAUGAUGCUAUUCCGGGCCAGAAGAACCAAGCAGAACCAGACAGAACCUAUGAUUCUGAACGGAUCAGAUCAUUUUAAUGGUAUCUUGGUUCUGUUCGGUUCUUGUUGGUCCAGUGUCAGGAGGUUCUGGACCUCCUAGUAGAACUUUGUUGGUCCGUCGUUUCAGAACCAGCCAUUGGAACCGAGGCCCGGUUUGUGCUGCAACUGCUGCUCUGAUAACAAUCACCAUGAGGCGUUCAGGGAGGCUGGGAUCAUUCAGCGCCGCCGGAUCACAGCUGAUGAUGAUGAUGAUGGAGGGGGGAGAGGCGGGGCCUGAGGAAGAGGAGGAGCUGCUGCUGCUGAGGUGAUGAAGGUGAGGAGAAGCAGAGAGGCGACGGCAGCGAAGGUGAGCUGAGUUUCCUUCUUUCUAACGGAAAGUUCUGGUUCUGAUUUAUGGAUCAGAACCAGAACCAUAAAUCAUGUCUGUGUCGAUCACAGUGAUGAAGAUUAAAGUUGUUCCAGAAGAUCUUCAUCAGGAACAUCACAGAAUAAUCUGAGGAGGAGGAUGAUGAUGAUGGAGACCUGAAACUUCAAAGAUAAAACAUGAUCAGGACUACAGCUACUCUUCCUCAUCUUCCUUCUCCUCUUCCUCCUCCUCUUCGUCCUCUUUCGCCUUCCUCCUCCUCCUCUUCCUCUUCUUCCUCCUCCUCUUCCUCUGCAGUCUGUGGAUUUGGUUUCAUUCUGGCUCAUUAAUAAUUUAGACAUGAUGAAGGUGAUGAAGGUCAGACCCAAAUCUGAGGAGGAGGAGGGAGGCUGAGAAAAUCUGAAGCUGAAUUUAAACAAAGUUUGAUCAGCAAUAAUAUUAAUAAUCAUCAGCCAAACGGAACGUGGGGCGUUCAGGAACCGUCGUUAGUCGUCACAUCCAGUGAGCUGCUCUUUAUAUUGUCGCCAAGCAGAAAUAAAUUAUUAAAACGUUAAAUAUUGAAAGAGCUGGUCGGUCGGGCGCUACAUGAAAUGACAAAGCAAGCUGCUGGAUCAACUAGAAGGAAAAACAGACACAAAAAGACAACCUUUACAUUAACCAAAUCAUAUGAAAUUAUACAAAAAAUCUGUUAAAAGAUCAACUUGUUGAUUCAUCAGGGCCACACAAAAUCACUCUAGGGGCCACAGAAGGCCCCCGGACCACUCUUCUGACACCCUGGUCUGGAGUGAUGCGCCCCCUGGUGGAAUUGUCCUGAACUGUGAGGAUCAUCAUCAGAGCUGCUGAAGUUACAGGUUUCCUAAAACGUCAUGAAUCACCUGAAAAAUCAGUUGCUCUCUCAAAUUCCUUAAUUCAUCUCAUUCAUCUCUAAGUGAAUAUCUGUCAGAAUGAGCCGCUCCCGUUCGCUGGGUUCAAACUGCUGAGUCAUGCUGUCAGGGUAACAGAGACUCUGUAGGAAUCUGAAGUAUUUAAAAAUAAUAAUUGUUUCAAUGGAAAGAUUCACAUUUACACUUUUACUGUGAUAUGGUGACCAGGUGAUUGUGAUAAAGAAAGAAAACUGCAAAAAAAGAGAAACUAAAGUAGAAACGGGAACAGAAGACAGGAGAACAUGCAGCUCUACAGGAAUUACAGUUUUCCUAAACGUCCUGACGUUCCUGCUGCUGGGAAUCAAACUGUGAUCCAGUUUGAUUUGGAUCACAUCAUCGCAUAUCCAUCAUCCAGCUGCUGUGAUGUCAUCACACACUAUAUCCAUGGCAACCUGAAGGCUCACCAUUUGUCGACUUAAAGCUUCACCUUUGGUUGGAGAAAGUCCGGACUCACCAGUUCAGGAAAAUAUAUAAAUAUGGUUGUUAUGGCAACUUGUUCAAGCAGUUUGGACGUUCAGUCUUCUGCUCAAUUGAUGUUCAGGAUGAGUGAGCAGAAGCCCGUACAGUACACCGUGAUGACAUGAGCAGAGAAUCAGUUCCACGGCGACUCAAAGGAAUUUGAGAUUUGUUCACAGAAAUGAGAAACUGCCUGGUUGAUACAAUUAUUGGCAGACUGAACAGGAAGUCUAGAGAAUUUCAACCUGAUCUGAGAAAUGCACCAAAGCUGUGAGGGCUUUCUGUCCGUCAGCGUUUAACCUGAUUCUGGACUGGUUCUGGAUGUAACCCUGACCCAGACGCUCCAGCAGCUGGAACCGACCUGCUGAACGGGGAGGAGAGGCUUCCGGAAAACUGCGUUAAUCAUUCAGGAGCUAAUGGAGCGAGACGCAGCCUUCAUCAGCAGAACACGGCGGCAGGACGCACAACAAGCUGCAACCACUAAUGAGGCUGUUUCUGUGUCCAACAGGUCUGGAUCGGUCCGCCACCAGGUACCGACAGAUAGACAGAUAGAUAGGCAGACAGACAGACAGAUAGACAGAUAGAUGUAACUUGUGUGCUACAAUGCCAGUGGAUUCAGAUCGGGUUGACCUUUAACCCUCAGAGGUUCGUGAUGGGUCUGGACCGGGUCUCCAGCACCACUCCACGCAUCAACUACCUGGCUGCGGCGAGCCUCAACACUUCCACCUUCUCUGCCUCCUCCACCUCCUCCACCCUGCCUCCGUCUUCUUGCAGCAUCGAUGAAUCCUACAAGUACGUCUUCCUGCCCGUUUGCUACUCCCUGACCUUCCUGUUCAGCCUGGUGCUGAACUCGGUGGUUCUGGUGCGGUCGUGCCGGCCCCAUGGCGGCGGCGGCGGCGGUGGGCGGCGUUGGAACACCUCCCUGAUCUACAUGGUGAACCUGGCCACCACAGACCUGAUGUACGGCCUGUCGCUGCCCUUCCUGGUGGCGAGCUACGUGCUGAGGGACCACUGGGUGUUCGGGGACUUCAUGUGCCGCCUCGUACGAUUCCUUUUCUACUUCAACCUCUACUGCUCCAUCUUCUUCCUCACCUGCAUCUCUGUGCACAGGUACCUGGGGAUCUGCCAUCCAAUGAGGACCAUCACUCUGGAAAGCAAGCGUGUGGUGAAGGCGACCUGCGCCUCGGUGUGGGUGGUGGUCUUCGUUCUCACCUGUCCUAUCUUCAGGUUUGCCCAGACAGGAGACGUUACUAGAAGAGGUUCUGGAGCAGCUGGACCUGAGGGGACGAGGUUUGGAGACAACAGGACUGAGGAGAAGUAUGUGAACUGUUGGGAUGAUGCAGUCGAUAAGGACUUUCCUGAAUAUGUCCCAUACGGCAUUGUCCUUCACCUGCUGGGCUUCUUUGUCCCCUUCGUCAUCAUCGCUUGGUGCUACUCUCAGGUGGUCCGGACAAUAUUUCAGAGCCUGCGGUCUCCACCUAGUUCAAUAGAGGGCGGCGAUGACGCAGCAGCUGGGGACGGAGCAGUUGAAGGAGGUCGAGAUAGGGACAGAACUUCAGUCUCCAUCUCUGGAUCACAGUACUCCCACUACAUCCGGAGGCGGCGCAAAUCCAUUAAAACCAUCGUAACCAUCACGCUGCUGUUUGCGCUCUGCUUCCUGCCCUUCCAUGUGACCCGGACGUUGUUCCUGCUCCUGCGGCGGGGGCAGCUCGGCGGCUGCAAUGCAAUGAAGGCCGUCUCCAUCUGCUACAAGGUCACCAGGCCUCUGGCCUCCUGCAACGCCUGGCUCAACGCCCUACUCUACUUCCUGACAGGAGACAAAGGAGCCCCCUGCUGCUGGCCAGCGGAACGAACAGUGCACCAGGACAGAAGAAAUGGCUCCCUCUGGUGGCCAUUAACAAUACUUAGGAAGGAAGGAGGCGGAGAGGACGAGCAGGAGGUGGCCGAGAAGGUAGCAAGGGAGCUGCAGAUGGAGAAUGAAUCCAAGUCUUCACGGAUCAUCUUCUAGGACCUUUUCAUCUUCAAAGACGAUCCGUGCUUAUCUUCACGGAUCGUCUUUGAAGAUGAGCAACUUUUUGCUCAACCCGUUGACACGUUGCCCUGAACCUCCUCAGUGACUCCUGAGUGUUGAUCCGAUACAACUUUAUCAACAGACUAAGUUUCAGCCGUCUGGUGAUGAAGAUUUACAGCCAUGUUUCUUUCCAGAGCCGUUUCUUCUGGUCCAAAAACACCGGAAUCAAAGGGCUGGGUUUUACUGGCAGAGGAGUACUGCAGAGUCCUGUUGGUGACCCAGUUCUUUGGUUCUGGUGUGAUGAAGCAGAGACAAGAUCUGGAAACGAGUCCCUGGGUCUUCCUCUACAGAAAUGAAGAGGAGUUGUUGUGUUUAACAGCUUCCAUUGAUCAUAAGUUACCUGAACAUGUCCCAUGAAGCAUUGCUCCAGGCAGGAAGCUGGUGAGAUCAUGGAUUGGACUUUCAUUGCUCUAGAAGAUGCAUCUGAUAGACCUGUCAACUUCCACAGGUUUGUCUUCACCAAUGUCAGAUUAGGAUUGGGAGACUGGGAUUAAAGGUGGAUUGCAAACAUUUUAACCCAAACUUGCUUCAGAAGCUGUGAGUGAGCAGCUCUCAGUCGGACAGGCUGUAGUUCUGGUCGGACCAGUGGUGGUUCUAGUGAUCCUGCUUUUUAAAAUUUUUUUAAAUCUCAGGUCGUUUCUCCUUCCGGACCUCAUUAGUUUGGAUGUUUUGAUGUUUUUGUGUCAGAAUUAAAGUGUUUGUGACUCCA
Molecule: messenger RNA, 4632 nt
Organism: Xiphophorus hellerii (green swordtail)
Lineage: Eukaryota; Metazoa; Chordata; Actinopteri; Cyprinodontiformes; Poeciliidae
Product: P2Y purinoceptor 3
Exons: 2
Coding region: 2505-3860 (451 amino acids)
Biological process (GO): G protein-coupled receptor signaling pathway
Cellular component (GO): membrane
Molecular function (GO): oxysterol binding; G protein-coupled receptor activity
Source: RefSeq, a predicted model, not a curated record